Tricharina praecox is the source of this 2026-nucleotide messenger RNA. Its product is annotated as YL1 nuclear protein-domain-containing protein. Gene Ontology annotation, molecular function: ATP-dependent H2AZ histone chaperone activity. The record is from RefSeq and is a predicted model, not a curated record. Gene Ontology annotation, biological process: chromatin remodeling; regulation of DNA-templated transcription. Bases 92 to 1873 code for a protein of 593 amino acids. The transcript has a single exon. Gene Ontology annotation, cellular component: nucleus. NCBI's taxonomy places the organism in Eukaryota, Fungi, Ascomycota, Pezizomycetes, Pezizales, Pyronemataceae.
CCGCGUGAGCACACAACCUGGCAGCUCUAGAGCUUUUCUUUCUCGUCGUUUACACUAACUCGACACACCUCCAACACACAAACGAAGAAAAAUGUCGAUCGCCUCCUCCCUCGAUGACGAUGAUGACACUCUCUCCUCCGUCCCGCCCUCAUCCCCACACUCCCCCGCCUCCCACGCCUCGCAUCCACCCUCACAAUCCCCAACAACAGCAACACCACACAUCUCCCCCGCGGCGCUCCCGGUGCAAUCCCUCGUAGCCGGUCGCGAGCGCCGCUCCAACGCCGGAAACCUCCUCGCGAAGCUCCUGACGCAAGAAGCGGACGCGGACGACACGCUCUUCCUCGAGGACGAGGACGACGUCGAGUUCUCUGUCAAAAAGGAGGAUCGCGGGGACGACGACGAUGUGCUCAUGGACAGCAGCAGUGACUCUGACGAGGACGCGGCUGAGGGGGGGGAGGAGGGCGAGGCGGAGGGCGAGCGGGAGAUUGUGCUAGCCGAGAAGGAGGCGCGCAAGGCGCGCAAAAGGAAGGCGGACGAUGCGUUCAUGAAACCCAGGAAGCAGCCGGCGCCGAGGAAGGAGCGCAGAGUUACGAUCCGCGAGGGCGUGGCAAGAGUCAGGCUGCAGGAUGAGGAGCUGGAGGAGGCUGCAGCGGAGGACGCGGAUGAGCUCGGCGAUGCGCUUUCCCGCCCGCGGAAGAAGAGUGAGCGCAUCUCCUGGGUGCCCGAGUUCGUGGCGACGAGGGCGUCGUCGCGCACGCUAUCGCUACAGAACAGGAGCGAGACUAUGCGGCGCUUGGAGGAGAGCGAGAAGCGCCGGUUACAUACGAUCGCGCUGAUGGAGCGUGCGGCGGCGAAGAAGGAGAAGGUUCGGCCGAAGCGGGAAAUGACACAGGAAGAAAGGUUGGAGGAAGCGAAGAUCACGGAACGACGGAAUCGCAGGAGUCUCUUUUCUUGGGAGGAGACCGAGAAAGCGAAACUUGAGGAACAGCGGGAGAGAUUGGCGGCACUACAGAAUAGGAAAUUGGCUGGGCCAGUGAUUACAUAUUGGAGUGGGGCGGCGGAGUGGAAUGCGGAAACAGGGCGACUGGUCAAGGUUGGGAGAGGGCUGGUGCAGGAAGUUGUCGAGGUUGAGGCGCCGGUGAAAAAGAAGCGGCUGACGAAGAAGGAGAAAGAGGAGAAGGAGAAGGAGAAGGAGAAAGCAAAAGUACAGGCCGGGGACGAGAAAGUUGCAACACGGACUGAUGCUACAGCAUCGUCCGAAAGUGCAACAAGAAUUGAUGCUACAACAUCGUCCGAAAUUGCAACACGGACUGAUGCUACAGCACCGUCUGAAAGUGCAACAAUAGUGGUGAAGGGUCCAUCAUCACCGAUGACAUCAGCACCGCCGAUCAUAAGGGCGCCCGAUCCGGCUGCGAGUACAGUUACGGCAACGUCUACAACUACAAUAUCCCCGAGAAAGGCCGCCAGUAAUUUCCCUGUAUUUGUUGACGGCGUUGCCGAAGUUGUUGUUAAAGAAGAUCCCGCCCUUCCGGAAGCGGUUCCUUCGGUCCCUUCGAUCCCCCCUCUGGAAACAACCACCCCUCUGGAAAAAACCACCUCUCUGGAAACAAUCACCCCUCUGGAAACAGCCCCUUCAGUGCCCGAUGGUAAGACUCACCAAUCAUCACCACCACCACCACCGCAAGGGAUACCCGGAACUCCACCACCGCCUCCACCACCCAACCAAGUAUCGGCGCGCAAUUUGAUAGUGCUCGAGAACUUUGAGCCCUCAACCGUAAGAGACAAGGCCAGUCUCGUCAAGCUCCUCUGGGGCGAACAGACCAGGCGACUCGGUGCGUUUAGCUCUUCCCUUCUCUUUUUUUCCCAUCCAUAGUUGCUACUCCGUCUCCAGUGCAUCUCCUCGCUCUUUGAUCCCUUCCGUGCAUCUCCUCACUCUUUGAUCCCUUCCGUGCAUCUCCUCACUCUUUGAUCGGGGCAUCCCAUCACUCUUUGAUUCCCCUUCCAUGUCUCAUCGCUCUCUGUCCUC